Molecule: messenger RNA, 6733 nt
Organism: Saccostrea cuccullata (small rock oyster)
Lineage: Eukaryota; Metazoa; Mollusca; Bivalvia; Ostreida; Ostreidae
Product: zinc finger protein 106-like
Exons: 19
Coding region: 172-6357 (2061 amino acids)
Cellular component (GO): cytosol; membrane
Molecular function (GO): SH3 domain binding; RNA binding
Source: RefSeq, a predicted model, not a curated record
CAUGGCGGCGAAAACAAAAUAGCAUGUGUUAUUCACUAAUUGAUUUAAAGGGCUAUUCAAGUGUAACGCAAAGGUAACUUACAAAAUACACAUCAUGCAUUUAAGACCAAUAAGAUAUCCAUGUAAACUGUUGUUUUGAAGUGAAAAUAAAGGACCGGUACCAUCGGUAAAAUGGCUAAUGUUGACUUACCCGAUGUAUCCAUGGAUUUGGACAGUCAAGAGGAAAGAGAGGCACAUGAAUGUGAUGUGUGUCACGUCUCCUACUCGACUGAUGCGGAACUCCGAGAUCAUCACUGGUCCUUAAUGCAUCAUAUCAAAAUGGAAAAACAAAAGAAAGGGAGUGUCCACAAUUGCACAUUGUGUUUCAUGACGUGUGCGAACAUAAUAGAGUACGGCAAACACUUGAAUGAGGAGAAGCAUAAACGAGCCAUGGAGGACAGCCGGAGACAGAGAGAAGAGGAGGACCUACUGAUGGGGAAAGACGUCCUCAUGGCCAGAAUCAGGGAAAAAGAGGAGCAGGAGAAAACUAAGCAAAGAAACAGACAGAAAAUUAAUCAAGCAAAAAAUAAAGGAGGUAGCAAUGUAUCUGACGACUCAGAAUCCAACAGAAACAAUGCUGUGGGAAAGCGUCGCAGUGAAAGAACGAACCAGAGGAGGUGGGGGUCAGGAGGUGGUCACCAGAGGUCCUUCUCCCUCCCCGGACAAAACAUCGGCCAGAGGGUUAUGAAUCCUCAUUGGGAGCGCCAGUCAUAUAAUGAUGAUUCCCAGCUAGAUUCCAGAGCAAACAAUUUUCAAGACCCCUCAUGGACUCAGUGGAACGGGAAUUAUGGGAAUAUGCAACACAAUCAGUGGGAUAUGAAUAUGGGAUUUCCACCGAAUAAUGAAUUUUCUACCCAGAACUACCAACAGCAGGGUUAUGGUGAUGUACAAUUCAACAUGCAGGGUCACUUUGAAGGCAAUGGUUGGGGAAUAGAUAGAAGAGGAAUGAGAGGUAAUGUGGGUCCAGGCAGUAAAAAGAAUCAGUAUAAUUUACAUCAUAAUAAUCAUAACUUUAAUCCAAACUUUCCUUAUGAAUUAAUGAAUGCUUCAGGAUUUCCUGAAAAAACUUGGGGAUGGGGUGAGGACUACCAUGGAUUUCAAAAUGAGUACUCAUUCAGAGACCAAAAUAGGUGGGACAGGAGGAAUCCUCAAAGAAACAAUUUGAGAAAGGACAGCUUUAGAGAUAGAAGUAGCAAGAACAUGGAGAGCAAGACAUCGCAUAAUGAAAGGGAAAUGAAAAAUACCCAGGAAAACAAGAACAAAGAAAAACCUCAGGAGAAAUUGGACUCACAUACAGACACUGUGUUCAGGAUCCCAGGGGAAGUAACCAGGUCAAACACCAGAUCAGCAAGUCCUAACAGUGAAAGGUACCUCGACAAUAUGCAAGAAAACAGAAAUAGGUCAGACAGCUAUGAGAAAGGAACCAAUAAACGACGACGAUUUAAUUCCCCUGCCCACUCCACUGAGAGAAGGAGUAGACAUGACGGAGAUAAGGGACCGAAGAAUACUCACAUCAGGUUUGAAGAUGAUGAUGACAAAUCCUCCCCGCAGGAAGGGGACAGUGUGACCAGUAGUGGAGACAAGGAGGAACUGUCCAGCGGCUCAAGUGGAAGGAAAGGAGAGAAGAAGGAGAAGAAGAAAAGUAUACUGAAGAAAAAGAAGAAGAACGGGGACAAGGGAUCUCCACCUGGCUCACCCAAGAGGUCAGGCAAGAAAGGUCGGGAGGAGAAGGGGGGAGAGGGGGUGUUAGAAAAGGCAGAAAAACUGUGUAGAGAACUCCGAGAGAAGAGGGAGAAAGCAAAGCUAGAGAGAGAAAAGAAAAUGAAAAUGGAACAGAUGGAAAAAUUAGAAAACAUCAACCAAGAAUUAAAGACCUUAUCAGAUAAAAGUAAGGAGUAUGUGAAAGGACAUAUUCCUUCUGAAGAAAUCAGGCCAACAGAAACUGUUGAUUCUAGUGCUAAGGAAAGAACAGAGAAAGAAAUCAAAAGUGGAAACAUUUCAAAGUUAAGUCAGUGUAAUAAAGAUAUUGACAAAAUAAGACAGAACAUUGAGAAGAGUGUUCAGUGUAUUAGUGAGAAACAGAAACUGCUGAAUUCUACUAGGACAGAGAGUAAGUCAGAGAAGAAUAGUCCAACAAAUAAAUCCCAACCGGAAUCUGUCAUUCCAGAAGCAUCAGUAGGACACUCAAAUAAGAAGGAAGUGUCUGCAAAACCCGACAGUCAAAAAACAAGUAAGACAUUGGAUAAAACAGGAAGUAGUGGUAAAUCUAAAGAAAAACCAACCACUGACUCUUUGUUAAAAAUGGUGAAUUCACCGAGAUCCAGGAAAGAGAGACAGCAGUUGGCUGGAAUGUUACGAUCUUACGCUCAGUCACAGAAGAAACUUUCCCUUCCUCGAUACAAUCUUCAGCUCUCUGGGAGUUAUGAUGAUAAUUUUGAUGAUAAAAUGGAGGAACUGAGAUUAGAAGAAUUGUCCCCCGAGGUGCAGAUUCAGAUUGCACAGCUAAUGGAGGCAGACGUCACACCAGACUUAAAUGAUCUGGAGAAGGCAUUGAUGUCAAGUUCUGGUAAAGGGAAGAAAACUAGGGAGACGUCUGAAGCUGGUAAGUCCGAUACUUCUUCCGGACCCGGCUCAUUUUAUGUCUCAGCAUUAGACCAGUUCCAGGAAUUAGACAGAGCCUUACAGGGUGGCUCAAAAGAAAGGCCAGGAACCAUGUCUACAGACUCCGACAAAUUACAACCAACAAACAGGAGAGAUAUAGACUCCAAUUCUGCACAGCCACUGAAAAUGAAUGACCUUUCUUCUAAUUCUGCUGUUAUUGUGAAGAGUGAACCCAUGGAUACAGGUCACGAGAAAUCAGCCCAGGGAUCUACCAGUCCAGACAACGCAUCGAGCCUUGUGACGUCGACCACCAGUCUGGGGGAGACCAGUAAAACACUGCCCACACCUACUGCCGAUCCAUCUCCCAGAAUGCCUCAGUCCUCGGAACACUUUCCCCUGAGGUCAUCCACACAAAUGGGAGCUUCUCUUCCUACAUUGUCAGGAUCAUUGUCCUCAUUGGAGAGUGGUAGAUCCACAGAGAGUAUCUUUGACACGGUGUAUGAUAUUAGCAUUAAGGAGGAAUCACUGAGGAAAGACUUGAACGAAGUGGAAAAGUUUAUAACUUACUUUAGAAACGUGAUUGAUGAAGCCACAGUACAGCUCAACAGAUACAAUGAGAAAAAACUACGGUUACAAAGUGAAGAGGAAAAACUUCGAGGGAAGAGAUUGAGAAUUCUCCAUGAGGCCAAAAUCCAGCAGCGGUCAGGUCGGUCUACCCCUCAGCUUUCGGAACUGGAAGAUCAGAUCAGGGGCCCAGCCCUGGAGGAGAGUGGGAAGGCCCUGACCCCUGGUCCGUCCUCUAAUGACCCUGACCCUCACCGGGACCCUCAGGUAUCAUCGUACAAUGACCCUCACACAAGUACUUUGUUGAAUGUUUUGAAUCGUAACCAGCGUCUAGAACCAGAGCGUGAUAGACAGGUUUAUGCUUCAUCGUUUGGCACUUCUAAUUCCUCGGUUCUCGCUAACCCUAAUUCCCAUGCUUCAGACUCCAUUUUUUCUCAGUUGAGAAAUUUGUCCUCAAGUCUGCAACAGGAAACUAUUUCCAUGGAGGCUGAGAACAAAUUAGAACACAGUUUAUGUAGAGAUUUGGCUUCUAUUAAAAAGGAGCCUGAAGAAGACGAUCAGGUCACCUCAACUCAGGGAACUGUCGGAGGAACUGCAAUCAAAGACAAAUCAUUAAACACGGAGGGCAGUAGACAGAAGUCAGCGAUGGACAGAAACCAAGACCAGCCACAGGGAAGUAGGAAGCAAAGUGAAGCCAGUGUUUCUCAUAACAUAACUCAUUCCCUUCCCCCAAAACCUGUAAAAUCCACCAGGAACCCAGUGAACAAAACAACAGAAAGUAGUGACCCUAGGAACAGCUCAGAUAUAGCCCAGAGUACAGAGCUUAAUGAAGCAGGAUUUAUCACUCUGAACUCUUUAAUUAAAACGUCUAAUCUGAAGGAGGAGGUAGACUCGGAUGACGAGCCUCUGGCAAACUUAAUGAGACGCCGGAGACAGGAUUCUCAGCGUUCUGACGACAGCCAGAGGAGAGGAGAGAGCGACGAGAACGAGGCGAAGAAGUUCAACAUGCAGUACAUGGGAACUUUGGGCGUGGACAACAAGGCAUUUCUCACUCAACUGGGAAAAGGUCAAGGUAGCAGCAAAGGUCAAGGUCCCUCCUACAUGGUGCUGGACAAGGACACUGAUGUGUACCAGCAUAUCCAGUCCCUCAUCAAAGGAGGAAGGCCAGAGGACAAGGAAACAGGGGGACCAACCUCUCCCCCGGGGGAUGGUCAGAGACAGAAGGACCACAGAGGAGGGGGGCAGGGUAAAACUAGGAACCUCAGGAGUGGACAUUUGAGUGACUCAAACUACGAAAGUGUGAACAGUAACUGCUCCCUGGGUGAACAAAUCAGGCAGUAUGCAAAUAUGAACAAAAAAGGCAGUAAACAGUCGGAGGACAAUGUGGUGGUGGUGAACACAGACUCUGACAGUGGGCGGAGUGAUAGGACUUUACAGGAAGACCCCGCACUGCUGAGCGACAGCUGUACACCUGUCAGGACGGUCAAGUCCGGACUCCGGAACCUCGAUCUGGACACCAGUCCGUUAACGGCCACAAACCAACAAAUACGUCACGGUCGGGAAGAAAAGCAAACAGCACAAGAGGAAGCCAGAUGCUUGUCUCCCUCUAAGAAGAAGUUGAGAACCAAGAAAGAGAGGGACAGAACCUCUGUGAGAAAGCAGAAAGAGGGAUACGUCCUCGAUUCCAGCUCAGAUGGAGGAAAUUCACAAGACGGAGAAAGCGUUCCUAAACUGAACAACAUUAAACAACAACUUGUCUUUAAGUCCCUGAGUAACAUCCCCGCCGCUCUGAGGGCUGAGGGUCUGGACCCAGAGGAGGCGGGGCUCGUGGAAACAGGGUCAGAGGACACGGAACAGAGUGUACGGAUCAAACAGGAAGUGAUGUCAGGACGGAGUCUGCUGGAGGAUGUACAGCUAGAGACUGAGUCAGAGGACAACAGACAGCUGGCCGUGGAGGCCAGGGAAAGAUUAUCUUUGGACAAGGAGGUAAUGGAGAAUUUCAGGAAGGCGGUUGAGAAUAUGAAGUCUACCUUGAGUCUGUCCGCGCUGCAGAUCCCUGAGGACUCUUUACCCUCCCCCCACAGCGACCCCGUCCAAUACACGGGACCAAAGGAGGUCAUCUCGGGUAUCGAGGUGCUCGACGGCUUCCUGUAUGUCUCUUACCAAGGAAAAAUCAUCAAAAGGUUCAACCUGCAGACAGGAGAACUGGAUUUUGAUUUUAACACGAUGAGUUACAAUGUGAGUUGUAUCCUUGUAUCUAAAGAAACAAACAAGCUUUAUGUUGGAGCACAAGAGAUGAUGCUUCUGACCUACUGCUGUAAGACAAAGAAGCCGCUGAAGGUGGAGCCCACAGAAGGCAAACCCCAGUGUUUCCUGGAGAGCUGGGGUCAUCUAUAUAUAGGCACCGACUGCGGGACAGUGGUGGUCAUGUCAUUAAAGAAUGACAAAGUUCUGGACACGUUUCACUGUGCUGACCGUUCAAUCAGCCGGAUAUGCUCAGCCACAGAGGGUGUUCGUAAGGUCAUUCUGGUAGCCUCAUUUGAUGCAGUGAUCUAUGUGUACGACAGCAGUACAGGCUUACUGAUACGAAUGUUAGAGGGACACACAAAGACACCCUUCUCCCUACAGGUGGAUGGUCAUCUAGUGUACAGUGGAUCAGGGGACAAAACUGUGAUGGAACACAACAUCUCGAUGGGGGAGUUACUGUGGACCUUCACAGAGGCUACUGGGAUAGUGUCAUGUGUCUGUACCCAUGGCGACCAGCUGUUUUGUGCUUCCUAUGAUAGACUGAUUCGCUGCUACAGCAAAAAGAGUCGGAAGUUGUUACGCCUUUAUUACGGAGCUGGGGCAGGGGAGGGGUUAAUCAUCCGAAUGAGAAUAAGUGACGGAAUGUUAAUCACGGGAAACAGACAAGGACUAACAGAGGCCGUCCCUAUAACUCAGCAGGAUCACAGCUGUCAGUGUUCAGACUGUAGUUUUGUGUUUGCCUUGAGGAGUCAUCUAGUAUACCAUGUGGUUCAUGAUCACAUCUUAAACAAUGUCCGAGCUGGCAAAAAGACCCACUGUCCAUGGAGGAACUGUAAAGAGAGAUUCCAGUCUACUGCCCCAAAAGAUGUGCUGGAAGAACACAUCAUUGUUCAUGCCUACACCUAGAAGUGUUGCGAGUGCCAUUUUCUGCUGUGAUUUCAGAUAGUUCAGGACUUACACAAGACAAAUUAAUUCCAUUUUGGUGACAAACACAUAUACACAUCUGUCAAUGGACAGCUUUGUUGUUGAUCUUUUUAAGUUUUACUUUUAUGUGUAUUUUCAUAAAAGAACCUGUUUGGAUUUUGCAUUUACUGACAUAAGAAGCAACUCUGCACAAAUACUAUUUCUAUAUAAAGUAUAAAAUAGUUUUUACCACAGUUUCAUUUAUCAGGAAUGUAUGAUAUACAUUGUGCUAGGCAUUUAUUAUGUUAUGUGAUAUUCUUAUGUUCAUCAUUCUUGGAAGCACUUACCCUAACAAGAAAUUAAAUUUUGAAUUGUUUUA